Molecule: messenger RNA, 627 nt
Organism: Aspergillus wentii DTO 134E9
Lineage: Eukaryota; Fungi; Ascomycota; Eurotiomycetes; Eurotiales; Aspergillaceae
Exons: 2
Coding region: 1-627 (208 amino acids)
Source: RefSeq, a predicted model, not a curated record
AUGCAGUCCACCUUCACCCAGAUCAUCCUCGCUUUGGCUGCCACCGGCGCCAUCGCCUCUCCCCUCGCUGCCCGCGACAACUGCGGCGUUGCCCCCAGCGGCUCCGGCUCUGCCUCCCCCAUCAGUUCUCCCUCCGUGACCACCGCCGCUGCCUGCCAGGACAAAUGCCAGGCCGACGACUCCUGCAAGGCCUUCCUCUUCGGUCUUCCUGACAGCGCCUCCGCUCCCACCUGCGAGCUCUUCGCCGUUGCCCCCGCCCAGGUCCCAGCCCAGGACGACAGCAACCUCCGUGUCUACGGCCCUGACUGCUCCAGCGUGCCCACCACCAAGCCCACCGCGGACCACCCCCAGGGCCAGAACGGUAACCAGAAGCGCGACGACACCUGCGGCAAGGCUCCGUCUGGUCCUUCCUCGAACAGCCCUUCGCCGCUUGCUACUCGCACCGAUAUCACCACCGAGGGUGACUGUAUCGCUCUUUGCAAGAAGACUAACGGCUGUGAAUCUGUCGAGGUCGGAAAGCCCGGUCCUAACGGUGACGCCGAGUGCAUCCUCUUCAGCGUCGCUGCUUCUGAGCUUCCUCCCCGUGACGAUGGUGCUACCCUCGUCGCCUACGACAUUGGCUGCUAA